Ceratotherium simum simum (southern white rhinoceros) is the source of this 1638-nucleotide messenger RNA. Lineage: Eukaryota; Metazoa; Chordata; Mammalia; Perissodactyla; Rhinocerotidae. The record is from RefSeq and is a predicted model, not a curated record.
ACCUGAACCCUAUCGCUCUGCCUCUAAGCUGUCCUGGGGCCACCACGCGUGAGCCCGGCCCCAGCUGUGGUCUGGCCACCCUCCUGCAGGAAUCGCUCCAAGAGCUCCUAGGGACACUCGCGGUGGGGAAGAGCGAGGAGAUGAAUGUAGCAGCCAAGUACCGCCAGGCCUCCCUGUAUGUGGGUGACCUCCAUGCAGAUGUCACCGAGGACCUGCUGUUCAAGAAGUUCAGCACUGUGGGGCCUGUGCUGUCCAUCCGCAUCUGCAGGGACCUGGUCAGCCGCCGCUCUCUGGGCUAUGCCUACGUGAACUUCCUGCAGCUGGCUGAUGCCCAGAAGGCCCUGGACACAAUGAACUUUGACACUAUCAAAGGCAAAUCCAUCCGUCUCAUGUGGUCUCAACGUGACGCCUACUUAAGGAAAUCUGGGAUUGGGAACGUGUUCAUCAAGAAUCUGGACAAAUCCAUUGAUAACAAAACCCUUUAUGAACAUUUUUCAGCAUUUGGGAGGAUCUUGUCCGCCAAGGUGAUGAGUGAUGACCAAGGCUCCCGGGGCUAUGCGUUUGUUCACUUCCAGAACCAGAUUGCCGCAGACAGGGCCAUUGAGGAGAUGAAUGGAACACUGCUUAAGGACUGCAGGCUGUUUGUUGGCAGAUUCAAAAACCGCAGAGAUAGAGAAGCCGAACUCCAAAACCAAGCCAAUGAAUUCACCAAUAUUUACAUCAAAAACUUUGGAGAUGGCAUGGAUGAUGAGAAACUGAAGGAAGUUUUCAGCAAAUAUGGCAAAACCCUGAGUGUUAGGGUGAUGACAGAUUCCAGUGGGAAAUCCAAAGGCUUUGGCUUUGUGAGUUUUGAUAGCCAUGAGGCUGCCCAAAGGGCUGUGGAAGAAAUGAAUGGAAAGGACAUAAACGGACAGCUGCUUUUUGUAGGCCGGGCACAAAAGAAAGCAGAGCGACAGGCCGAGUUAAAGCAAAUGUUUGAGCAGCUGAAACAGGAAAGAUUUCGGAGGUGCCAGGGGGUGAAGCUCUAUAUUAAGAACCUCGAUGACACCAUUGAUGAUGAAAAACUACGGAGGGAAUUUUCUUCAUUUGGAUCAAUUACCAGAAUUAAGGUAAUGAAGGAAGAAGGGCGAAGCAAAGGGUUUGGCUUGAUCUGCUUCUCCUCGCCUGAAGAGGCCACUAAAGCAAUGACUGAGAUGAAUGGCCGCGUCUUGGGCUCCAAGCCGCUCAACAUCGCCCUGGCCCAGAGGUCCUAGGAGGGAAAACUUCCAGUGCCUGGCAGUGUUUGUGGCAGGUGGGGGGAUGUUAGUGAUCUCUGCCUGAAUUGGCCUCAGUAAAUUUCAAACCCCAGCUGAUGGCUGCUUAGUUUAUGUAACUUUCUGAUAAAGGUUUUGGACACAAAGCUAUUCUUUUUUCUUUUUUGGAAAGAUAAAUGAAUCUUAGAAGCUUGAUGCAUUUUACAGAGGCACACCUUCUAGUUACAAUAUUGCAUAUUUUUCUGAUUUUGAUGUAUUCACAGCAAAAAGCGUAAUCAGAUAUGUUUAUAUUACAUGUGAACCAACUGAAGUGAGGUAAUUAUUUGAGUUUAUUGCAUGUUUUCUUUCUUAUUUUAAUAAUAUUGCUAGCUUUAAUUUCUUCUAU